GUUGGAGAGGAUGUGACAUCAGGCACAUCUCUCGCUUCGCUGGGUCGCUGGCUGCCUACCAGGGCAGUCAGGGAGCCGUUUCGUUAAAUCCCAACCCAGGUACUCGAGUUUCUGCACAAAGUGCUGUCGGCACCACAUCCCAGUCUGCUGCAAGGUCUGUUUGACUCGUGCGUGCAGAGUCUGCUUAAUAGAUCACUCCCACUGCUGGGGGCUCACCGGGACGAUGGAAUUUGAACUCCGGAGACCAACCGCGAAGUGAAAAAACAGAAAUUGGACAGACGGGGCUGAGAUGGAUGAUGAGGGAACAAAUCAAAGCGCCAGCAAAUUGCAAGGAGCUGGAGGCCAGGCAUCUGCAACGUCUCUAUCGAACCCACUGAUGAGGGACUUUGUUUCAGACUGGUCUCCUUUGCACGAUGCCUCUAUCCACGGGCGUCUGCUUACUCUGAAGAAACUCAUCAAACAGGGGAGCGAUGUUAAUCUUGUUACAGCAGACCAGGUGUCUCCUCUUCAUGAAGCCUGCCUAGGGGGUCAUGCUGCUUGUGCCAGUGUCCUAUUAAAACAUGGUGCUCAGGUGAACGGAGCUACUGUCGACUGGCACACUCCGUUGUUUAGUGCUUGUGUCAGUGGCAGUGUGGCUUGCUUGAAUUUAUUGCUGCAGCACGGAGCCAGCCUACACCCGCCCUGUGACUUGGCAUCCCCCAUCCAUGAAGCUGCUAAGAGAGGUCAUGUGCAAUGUGUCGAAUUCCUUGCAUCCCGUGGGGUAAAUAUAGAUCACAACAUCAAGCAUCUGGGUACUCCGCUUUAUGUAGCUUGUGAGAACCAGCAAGUGAACUGUGCCAAGAAGCUUCUUGAGUCAGGAGCAAAUGUGAACAGCGGCAAGGGCCUGGACUCCCCUCUGCACGCAGCCGCCAGGAAUCGCAGUGCAGAGCUGGUGACACUGCUGAUUGACUUUGGAGCGGACAUUUGGGUGAAGAAUGACGAAAGCAAGAGGCCGAUGGAGCUGGUGCCACCCGGCAGUCCUGUGGGCCGACUGUUCCUGCAGAAAGAAGCUGUGGAGACUCCUGCAAGAGUGGGCUUGGUGUGCAAAAACCGUGACAACAUCAUUAACGCCAGCAGUGAGAUAUACGGAGUCCUCAUCUCGUAAGUGGAGAGACGGGCAGCCUUCAAAUACACAAACUUAUUUUGAUGUUUACUAGUGUGCUGGUGUGUGAGGUGCAAGCCUUCCUUUCACAUAGGGGAAGUUAAAGAGGAUGGGUCAAAUGCUACCUGGAUGCUCACAUCUGGUGUAAAUUACAAUUCAAAUCCUCGGCUGGACAACGUUACUGCUCCCUAUAGGUAUCCAGUAUGAUGGUUUCAUUUUCUUGUGCUGACGAAACACAGCAAAAGCAGUUCUCUUGGUUUUGUGGGAUACUAAAUGUACCCUAAUGGGACAAAGGGACAAACGCCAUUAGGUCUGGAACUCCCCUUAUGAUAGAGGCACCUAAAAAUCUUCACUUAUCUGACCCGAUUCAUCACACAUAAUUUGAGCCAUGUAAAAAUUCACUGGCUGGUUUAAGAUGGCCUUCUAUAUUCUUUCCCUCCUGCUGGGGAAGAAACAUAGACACCAGUCUUCAUAGGCUGAAUAAAAGCAGGCAUCUUGGAUGGGAAAGGAGGAUCUUUCUAAAAUCAGUAUCUUGGUUAAGCUGAAUUUGCAUUGAACAGGCAAGGAAAGGACAACGAUCCUAGUGCUUAACUUUUGAAGAUUAAAGUGUGAAGAAUCCCUGCUUGGGUGACAUAUCUGAAAGCUGAAGAUCCAGCUUAUUAUAUUUCAGAUGAUGAAGAACCAUUUUUUUACAUACUAGUUUUAUCAUUUACCCUUAAGCAUCUUAUUUUGUAACUUUAGCCCAUGGGUUUAUAGGAGUAAUGCUAAUACCAGGAGAAAAUUGCUCUUAGAAAAUGGUGAGAGUGUUGCUUCUAGAUUGCUUUUCUUCUGGAAAUUUCAUAGUGUGACUCUGUUUACUUGAAUACCUCUGAUCAAGUGUAAUUAGGAUGAAUUCUGUAUGCUCAGCGUGUACCAUCUCAGUAUGUUUGCUUAUUUAUUUUAAUAUAAAUUGUGAUCAACACUGGCAAAUUACAGCUUUAUGCAUCAUUUAUCCAGUUAUAAACUGUAAAAGUUGUACAAGAUGCAAACUGAAUAAGCUCAUAUAGGUGAGGUUUGGAUCUUCUUCUCUGUUUGAAACCAUUCCAAAUGUAAUGCAGGACUUGAAAGAUUGUCAGGAAUGUAUUUUACCAGAUUCUUUGCUAUUAUUUUGUUAGGAG
Molecule: messenger RNA, 2298 nt
Organism: Haliaeetus leucocephalus (bald eagle)
Lineage: Eukaryota; Metazoa; Chordata; Aves; Accipitriformes; Accipitridae
Gene: ASB9
Product: ankyrin repeat and SOCS box containing 9
Exons: 7
Coding region: 290-1144 (284 amino acids)
Biological process (GO): positive regulation of protein catabolic process; protein ubiquitination; intracellular signal transduction
Molecular function (GO): protein binding
Source: RefSeq, a predicted model, not a curated record